Messenger RNA from Umbelopsis ramanniana AG, 913 nucleotides. RefSeq lists its product as uncharacterized. Gene Ontology annotation, biological process: cellular response to oxidative stress. Gene Ontology annotation, cellular component: cis-Golgi network; fungal-type vacuole; cytoplasm. The transcript has 3 exons. Gene Ontology annotation, molecular function: glutathione disulfide oxidoreductase activity. The record is from RefSeq and is a predicted model, not a curated record. The coding region runs from base 101 to 808 and encodes 235 amino acids. NCBI's taxonomy places the organism in Eukaryota, Fungi, Mucoromycota, Umbelopsidomycetes, Umbelopsidales, Umbelopsidaceae.
UAAUCCUUCAGCCCAAUGGAGAAAAAUGAAAAAAAUCCUGAGAGCGCCAAAUUCAUCACUGACAAACUCAGGCAUUAACCAGUAACCAAAAAUAUCCAACAUGGUGCCAAACCCACCCAUUUUGCCAAAAUCCACUCAGGAUGUAGACGAAUCAAAGUAUACUCGCCACGGAGUUACAGGAGGAUCAACGUCUUCAACCAUAGGUGCUUUCCUCAAGGGUCGUCGUGCACGCACCAUCUUAUACGCUUCCAUCUUAUUUCUCGGAUCUGUUUGGUUGAUUACACAAUAUGGCCAUAGCAACUGGAGAGUCAAGUCAAACGGUGCCAGUGAUGUUUACGAUCACACAAUUGGUGAACAUGGUGCCCAAAAAGAUGCUGCUGCUAUAGCUGCCGUUGAAGGAGACUUGAUGGAGGUUGUCGAUGCUGAUCUUUCGCUCAACAAUAAGCAAGAGAGUGCUAACAAUGACGAUGAGGGUGAUAUGCCAGUUGAAGCAGAGAUUAGAUCGUUGAUGCAAAGAUACCCUGUACUUGUUUUCUCAAAGUCCUAUUGCCCCUUCUCUAUGAAAGCCAAAAAGGUUCUUGCAACCUAUAGCUACAAGAUUCCCAUGCAUGUUGAGGAAGUUGACUUGAGAGACGAUGGCAUGGACGUGAAGCAGGCGCUCACCUUAAUGACUGGAAGAUCUACAUUCCCUAACGUCUUUAUAAACGGAGAAAGUAUUGGUGGAGGAGAUGAAGUAGCAGCAAUGGAACAUAGUGGUCAGCUCGUAGAUUUACUUACAAAGGCAGGCGUAUUGCAGUCAUCGGCUUAAUCACAUAUACUGUACCUAGGUGCAUUUCUCAUGUACAAAUUUAUUUCAAUCAAUUCAUAUUCACAUUGAAGUCAAAGACAUUAUUAUCAUUUAUGAAAGCCAUUA